UCAACUCUUUUCUUUCUAUCCACUCUGGUCUCCCCAUUGCCUGCCAGCCUGCCUUGGUCUGAUCUCACCAGACUUAUUUCAUCCGAAAAGAAAAACCUCCAGAUUUCAGAAUGACCUCCACUUAUAAGACCACAUCUUACACCAUGAAGUCUUCCAGCGCCCCAAAGAGCUUCAGCAGCCGUUCCUAUGCUGGACCAGGCAGUGCCAGUUCCCACAGGAGCUACAAUGUCAGGAGUUCCAUUGGAGGAGGCAACAGGGGCUAUGGAGGUGGCAUCGCCAGCUCCUCUGCCUUUAGCGUGAGCUCAAGCAUGGGUGGUUCAGGCUUUGGAGGAGCUGCAAGCUAUGGUGGUGGCUUUGGAUCAGGUGUAGGCUUGGGCUUUGGUGGUGGCCCCCAGGUCCCUAUCGCCGCUGUGACUGUGAACAAGAGCCUCCUGGCCCCCCUGAACCUUGAGAUUGACCCCACUAUCCAAGCUGUCCGCACCCAGGAGAAGGAGCAGAUCAAGACCCUCAACAACCGCUUUGCUUCCUUCAUUGACAAGGUUCGCUUCCUGGAGCAGCAGAACAAAAUGCUGGAGACCAAGUGGAACCUGCUGCAGGGACAGACCACCACCCGAUCCAACAUCGACGCCAUGUUCGAGGCCUACAUCGCCAACCUGCGUAGACAGCUCGACAGCCUGGGAAAUGACAAGAUGAAGCUGGAGGCCGACCUGCACAACAUGCAGGGCCUGGUGGAGGACUUCAAGAACAAGUAUGAAGAUGAGAUCAACAAGCGCACAGAGUGUGAGAAUGACUUUGUCCUCAUCAAGAAGGAUGUCGAUGAGGCCUACAUGAAUAAGGUUGAGCUGGAGGCCAAGUUGGAGAGUCUGACAGAUGAGAUCAACUUCCUCAGGUCAAUCUAUGAAGAGGAACUUCGUGAGCUCCAGAGCCAGAUCAAGGACACUUCAGUUAUUGUGGAGAUGGACAACAGUCGCAACCUGGACAUGGACGCCAUCGUGGCUGAAGUCAGGGCUCAGUAUGAGGACAUCGCCAACCGCAGCCGUGCUGAGGCAGAGACAUGGUACAAGACCAAGUAUGAGGAGAUGCAGACAUCCGCCACCAGAUAUGGAGAUGACCUGAGGGCUACCAGGACAGAAAUCGCAGACCUCAACCGCAUGAUCCAGAGACUGACGUCUGAGAUUGAUGCCGUCAAGGGACAGCGUGCCAACCUGGAGGCCCAGAUCGCUGAAGCUGAGGAGCGCGGUGAGAUGGCAGUGAGGGACGCCAAAGCCCGCAUUAAGGACCUGGAAGAAGCCUUGCAGAGAGCCAAACAGGACAUGGCCCGCCAGAUUAGAGAAUACCAGGACCUGAUGAACGUCAAGCUGGCUCUGGACAUUGAGAUCGCAACCUACAGGAAACUGCUGGAGGGAGAGGAGGACAGACUCGCGACUGGCAUCAAGGCUAUCAACAUUUCCCAACAGAGCACAAGCUAUGGUGGUUAUCCCAUGGACAACAUUAAGAGCAGCUACUCUAGCAGUGUAAGCAGCGGAUUUGGCGGCGGAUAUAGCGGUGGCAGCAGCUACGGCGGUGGCUUCAGCAGUGGCUUUAGCAGCGGCAGCCCUGGCUACAUCACCAGCCAGAGCAAGAAGAAUGUUGUUAUCAAGAUGAUUGAGACCAAGGAUGGCAGAGUGGUGUCAGAGUCCUCUGAGGUCAUUGAGGAUUGAGCUGUCUAGUUUAGAGGUGUAACUACCUGUCUGCUAUGAUCUCCUCUCCCUCUCUGGUAGUUUUAUCCUUACAGUUCACCCCUGUCCCAAACUAUGAAGUAAAAUGCUUGCCAGCCACUCUCCAAUAGAACCUGAAGAUGUUUUUCAUGAAGCAAUACAUGAUCCUAACACGACCAAAGAUCUGAAAAAGGGACCAAAGAAUUCAUUUUGUAUGUUUGAUGUCUGACUGUCUGUACUAAAAAAGAAGUUUUAUCAUGGAAAAUGAGAUAAAAACUGAGCAAAUUGCAACUAUUGAAAGAACAUAUAUAUAUAUGCAACACUCCCUUGAAAUCUCGGCAACAGCUGUUCCAUACAUGAAGGGCUAUUUCAUCCAAAUGGUGUGGCAUAGACAGUGGUGUUUUCAAAGGAAUGUGAAUGUACUGAAACAGAGCUUCAGCCUUGUUGGUCAACUAAUGUCCUAAAAUUGCCUGCUACAGUAGGUAGUGCAUGUCUUCCCUAUGCGUGUCCUGUAACUGAAACUGUUCGACCCCUUAGGAGGCUGCCCUCAUCAUACUGUUGUCCUGAGGUGCUGUUUUUGCUACCAAACCAAAUAAAAUGUGUUUACUGAAA
Plectropomus leopardus (leopard coralgrouper) is the source of this 2309-nucleotide messenger RNA. It is a transcript of the gene krt8, whose product is annotated as keratin 8. Gene Ontology annotation, biological process: keratinization; intermediate filament organization. Gene Ontology annotation, molecular function: structural constituent of skin epidermis. Lineage: Eukaryota; Metazoa; Chordata; Actinopteri; Perciformes; Serranidae. The record is from RefSeq and is a predicted model, not a curated record. Gene Ontology annotation, cellular component: keratin filament.